AUGGUUUAUAAAAUUAGAAAUAAAUCAUUCUUUUGGACUAGAGCAGGAUGGAAGAAUAAUUGGCAUCCUAAAAACUUUAAUGCUCCUCGUCCUUCCAGUUCAGAGUUUACAAUUGGUAUUAGAUGCAGAUAUGAUCAUAACUCAUUUUUAAGAGGUUUUGCAAUUUUGUUAAAUUAAAAUAGCUUAUCACUCAUAUAGGAAGAUUUCAAGACAUUGCAAACAAUAUUUCUUUGGCAACAGAGAAUUAGAAGAAUUAUUUCAAAUGGGUUUGAGGACUUUCUUCAUCGUUCCACAUAUUGCUGAAUGUCAAGUCACAUAAAUUAAACAUGGUGGUGAAAGAAGAAUGGUUGAUUAGAUAGAUAGAGACUUUGAGUUAGUGUCUUACAACUCGCACCCUUAUUAAUUAUUCACCUACUCUGUUUGGAAUCAAUAUUUAGCAAAUCAAUAAGAAGCCUAUGAAUAAAGAAAGAAUGGAGGUAAAGCAAUCGAAGAUUAAGUUAUUGAUCACAUUAGGUAAGUAUAGAUUUAUAGCCUAUAGCGAAUUAGUGAAAGAUGAGAAGAGCAAAUUGGGUCCUGGAAAAUAAUUAAGUAUAGAGAGGACUGCUGAAAUCGUGAUGAACGUCAUGAGAUAAUUAAGAGCUGCAUAGCAAAGACCAAAUUUAAAUAAUAGGUAAAUGGUUGAAUUCAAAUAAUUAUAGACGAGCAGAUGGAGAAUUUGAUGAUUUCUUAGAAUAAAGAAGACCUUUCACGGCCCCCAACAAUCAAUCAGCAACUCAUUGAGUAAUAAUAUGUAUAGCAA
Molecule: messenger RNA, 799 nt
Organism: Paramecium octaurelia
Lineage: Eukaryota; Ciliophora; Oligohymenophorea; Peniculida; Parameciidae
Source: the annotation of a GenBank genome assembly